This is a messenger RNA of Neurospora tetraspora, 2371 nucleotides long. RefSeq lists its product as uncharacterized. The record is from RefSeq and is a predicted model, not a curated record. The transcript is spliced from 4 exons. NCBI's taxonomy places the organism in Eukaryota, Fungi, Ascomycota, Sordariomycetes, Sordariales, Sordariaceae. Bases 1 to 2115 code for a protein of 704 amino acids.
AUGGAGUUGACGAGGGUUGAUGGAUUGGUGGUGGUUGAGGUGCCCACUCAUGACUGGAGAGCAUUCACGAGGAGAAGGAGCAACAUGGAAACCGACGAAACAUCACGCUGGGUGGGGAUGAGAGGAAGAGCGUCCUACGAGAACUUGCUGAAUCCUGUGAAGGAAGCAGGUCGUGAUCCUUCCCUUUCUCGCUGGCUCUUUCCUGUUGCUGCUCGCCUUCGCACCUUCCGGUUUCUGCCAUUCGGCUACCAAGAUAAGCACCAAACACUCGCUCAGCAUGGAUGGACCAGACCAGGUCAAACGCCGAUACUGGGACCUGGCAUCAGAAAUGAGGGAUUCCUUGAUCGUUUCGACGUUUGGUGCUUUCUCACAGCCAGUAUCAUGGACUUUGUCAGCAGUCUUAGUCAGAUAGAUCACGCAAAGGUGGUCUCGGAGCUCUUCCAAGACAUCAUCACGCACACAUCCUACGAGAAGCUCAAGGGCAUUUCCGACCAAAAUGCUGAGCUCCGCGACAAAGUCAAAAAGCUCACGACAACUCUUGAGGUGAACCUCGAGAGCCUGCACAACACCAAAGCAAAACUGGACAAAUCAUGCCAAGACCUGCUAAAGAAAGACGAACAAGUCAAGUCUCUUCAGAAGGAGGCCGACCACCUUGGUUCAAUACUCACCGCCAAGACACAUGAGCUCAAAGAAGGGGCCCAAAACACAACCAGGGCUGAAGACGCAUUCAAAAGGGCGGAACUCGAAAUCGAGGAUCUUACCAAAAGUCUCGAGGAAGAACGCAAAAAGACCGAAGACAGGGAAGCCAUCGAGCAAGAAUUGGAGAUGACCAGAAGAGAUCUUGAUCACUACAGGCAAGAGCUCAGAAAAUUGGAGAACUUCUCAAUGCCGCUGAAACCUACACGAGUGGAAGAGAUAACCUCUCGCUUCACCAAGAUUUUCGACCUCGCUUGCGACCUAGCCAAGAAAUUCUUUGGGGCAGACCUUCCCGAGUCUUCCUUAGCCAACGUGACCCUGUGGGAUCAACUGAAGAAGCACAACAUUGUUCACCAAGCCCGGAUUCCACUGCCCUUAUCCAACACUGUCGCCGCCAAGCAGAUGCGCAGCGUCGCUGUUCUCGCUGUCCUUUACGCCGAGCUAAAAGAGCACGUCUUUCAGCCGACGUAUUUGUUCGAGGACCCCCGUGCCAACGAUGAGUUUACCAGAUUGCUCAAAACCAUGGAUCCCGCCAAAGAGGCCUAUCUGCGCUCUGUUCUCCUUGGCUCCAUUGAUAAGGACGUGUGGAAGGAGAAGGUCAAGGCCAAGGUAGAGACACUGAAAGCCAGUGUAGAUGACUGCGUUGGGCCGUUGUUGUCAGAGCCAGAACGAGUUCGUUUCAGGGACCACCUGGACCGUUUCUGCAGAAAGGCUUGUUCUCUUUGGCAUUAUAUGCAGAAGUUGGAGGACAAGGUACACUACUCGGCUGAUGACUGGGUAGUACCAGGCUCGGAAGCUUACCGUCUACUUCCAUUGUCAUCCAUGGUUGUGGUGAGCGAGGAGCUGCCCGAUGAGACGUAUCCCGGCGAAUAUCUCGAAAGCCCCAAGCAAAGACAACCGUUUAUGGGAAACGGGCAGUCAUCCCCUGUCAUGUCUUCCUCAAACGUCACUUUUACUCACGACAUUGAUAGGCUAUCGACCUCACCAUCACCAUCCAGGUCAAGAGCCAGAACGUUCACCAUGGCAUCAACCGUCGCCACUGCUGCCGCCAGUACCGCAGCUGGCCCUGGUGAUCUCUUGAGCGUUGUCUGGCCGGCCUUCCACAUUGACCCAAGCACAGCGGAAGAAGACGUCUACAUGAUCUCAACAGGCUAUGGAGUCUGCGAGAGUCAGCUCAAGACAGCUAGGGAGGAGGAGGCUUACUCGACUGGCACACAUCGCGCGGCCAGGCAGAGUCGAAGACGCCGGGGCAUGUCGUCCGCUGCCAGAAACCGGACUCCGGGGGUCUCAGGAUAUGGAGAUGGCGAUGACGGUGACCAGCAAGACGGAGUGUUUGAGUAUGGUUGCGAGUCUACGCUGUCGUCUUUUUUAAAUGCAGGUCAGUCGGAGUUGAGCAUUGGGUCAAAGAGAGGUUGGUGAGGAGGAAAGUGAAAAGAGGGACAAGGCGGCAGAAGGAGCGAAGCAGUAAAGAUUCUGAAGUGAAGAAAGGAAAUCUAAAGACAAAGACAAAGACAGCUGAGCCCAAUCUGACUUCAAUGUUGACGUUCAUCUGUUUGUACAACUGAUGUCUGCCCGAUCACUCAACUACUGCAGGAACGUGUAUGUUGCAGGUCCAAUGCUGCGGCACUGGGUCACUCACGAUCUUUCGUCCGUACCCAAAGACAAACCAAUUCAC